AUGGAGGUGGACGAGCGCGUCCACACCUUAACUGAGAGCUUUGAGCCCUUUGCGCCUGAAGCUCGCCCUGACAAUCGGUUAUUGGACCGCUAUGCGGACCAUUUCCACUUUGAUGAGCGUGAUCCUACCCAGGAUAGGCGACCAUAUCUCAACGAGCUCAUCGCGAAAGUGAGGGCCAAUCCUUUAACAGUACUGGCUGCAACUGACGGCUCUGUCCCUUGGUCCAACCAGUAUCAGGCGGCUUUGGCUGCCAUCAUCUACAAGGGACAUCGCAAGCUCGAAAGGACUCGCUAUGUCUCUGGCAGAGUUACUGCCCCCGAUGCAGAACUCAAUGCCAUAUCGUGUGCAGUGCACCUGGCUGUCAAGCAGGCAAACUGCCAACAUAUCAUGGUCUUCACUGACUCUAUGGGCUCGGCCCACAGAGCGGUGGACCCCUCCAUACACUCUGGUCAGGCUUUUAGUCUGUCAGUUUGUCACGCUCUCCAAGAGUGGUUUGAGGCGGACAAUCUCCGUUGCAUCACUUUCGUCUACGUUCUAUCUGCUCUGCAGUGGGACAUCCAUGGUGAAGCACAUAAAUAUGUCACCGAACUCAAGGUCAGGGUUGGACGUCGCAAGACGGACAACUCUAUAGACGCGCUUCGCUCUCAAGCUGCGCACUCAGUCCUGGAUUUGUGGAGCUCCACUUUCCAGGAUCCAACUUACCGAGGCUCUGAAUUUUUGGAGCUUCAACAGCCUGAUGGGCAGCCGCUCCAGCCAUCUAUCACUGAGUUCACUUGCAUUUGCCGGUGUAUAACUGGACACGCGCCUAUUGGAGCGUACUACCGUCGCUUCAAGAUCAAUGAGCCUCAUGGCUGCACUUGCGGGGCUGCUCUGCAGUCCCGUCAGCACGUCCUCUUUCGCUGCUGUGAUUGGUAUUCUGUACAUUAUCCCCGGUUCCUCGGGGAUAUUGCAUUGUUUUUGAAGUACAACCCAACAGUGUUUGGCUUCAACCGGGACCCCUCGGGUGUCAGAUAA
Molecule: messenger RNA, 1014 nt
Organism: Cyclocybe aegerita
Lineage: Eukaryota; Fungi; Basidiomycota; Agaricomycetes; Agaricales; Hemipholiotaceae
Source: the annotation of a GenBank genome assembly